This is a messenger RNA of Phialemonium atrogriseum, 288 nucleotides long. RefSeq lists its product as uncharacterized. Gene Ontology annotation, molecular function: endopeptidase inhibitor activity. Bases 1 to 288 code for a protein of 95 amino acids. The record is from RefSeq and is a predicted model, not a curated record. Gene Ontology annotation, biological process: vacuole fusion, non-autophagic. NCBI's taxonomy places the organism in Eukaryota, Fungi, Ascomycota, Sordariomycetes, Cephalothecales, Cephalothecaceae. The transcript has 2 exons.
AUGAGACUGCUCGCUUUCCUCGUCGCCGCGCUCAGCAUCGUCUGCGCUGCCGUCGCCGUUGAUGUUCAGAAGUCGGUUAUCAUCACCUACCCAGCAGAUACCCCGAACUCGGUAUUGGACCAGGCAAAGCAGGCAAUCCGGGAGGGAGGCGGCGUUAUUACGCACGAGUAUCAGUUGAUCAAGGGCUUUGCUGCGAAGGUUGGAGAGAAAGUCCUCGAUACGGUGACUGCAUGGGGGAAGCCGUACAAUGCCCUGAUCGAGGAAGACCAGCUCGUCUCGUCGCUAUAA